This is a messenger RNA of Gallus gallus (chicken), 13330 nucleotides long. It is a transcript of the gene KCNT2, whose product is annotated as potassium sodium-activated channel subfamily T member 2. Gene Ontology annotation, biological process: potassium ion transport. Bases 141 to 3665 code for a protein of 1174 amino acids. The transcript has 30 exons. Gene Ontology annotation, molecular function: intracellular sodium-activated potassium channel activity. Gene Ontology annotation, cellular component: membrane. The record is from RefSeq and is a predicted model, not a curated record. NCBI's taxonomy places the organism in Eukaryota, Metazoa, Chordata, Aves, Galliformes, Phasianidae.
GGCGCCCGCCUCAGGCGCCCGGGGGCGACCGGCCCCAACCCGGCACCGCCGCCGUGCCGCGCCGCUCCAUCCCCGGAGCCGCGGACCGGUGUCCGGGAGCGAUCGGCGCUCCGCGGGGCGGUCCGCCUUCUCCGGGCAGGAUGGUGGACUUAGACAGCGAGGUGCCCCCGCUGCCGCCGCGGUACCGCUUUCGAGAUCUACUGCUGGGUGACCAGGGCUGGCAGAGCGACGACAGGGUGCAAGUUGAAUUCUAUAUGAAUGAAAACACAUUUAAAGAGAGACUAAAACUCUUCUUCAUCAAAAACCAAAGAUCAAGUCUGAGAAUACGGUUAUUCAAUUUUUCGCUUAAGCUACUAAGCUGUUUCUUAUACAUAAUUCGUGUGCUCCUGGAUGAUCCUACACAAGGACAUGGAUGUAAGGAAUUAAACCGGGAUUGUUACAAUCAAAAUUACACACCCGGAACAAUUGAUUGGUCUCCUAUUAUUUGGGUGAAUCGAAGUUUGCCUCUAUGGGGAUUACAGGUUUCAGUGGCUUUAAUAAGUCUCUUUGAAACACUGUUACUGAGUUAUCUUAGCUACAAGGGAAAUAUCUGGGAACAAAUUCUGCGAAUACCCUUCCUCCUGGAAAUAAUAAAUGCUGUCCCAUUCAUCAUUACGAUUUUCUGGCCAGUCCUAAGAAACCUGUUUAUUCCUGUAUUUUUAAACUGUUGGCUAGCAAAGCAUGCUUUGGAGAAUAUGAUUAAUGACCUUCACAGAGCCAUCCAACGUACACAGUCUGCAAUGUUUAACCAAGUUCUCAUUUUAAUAUCCACCUUACUGUGUCUUAUCUUCACUUGUAUUUGUGGAAUUCAGCAUCUGGAACGAGCGGGAAACAAGCUGACUCUCUUUGACUCCCUUUAUUUCUGCAUAGUGACAUUUUCCACUGUGGGCUUUGGGGAUGUUACACCCAAGAUAUGGCCUUCAAAGCUGCUUGUUGUCAUUAUGAUCUGUGUUGCUCUUGUGGUGUUGCCCAUACAGUUUGAACAGCUGGCGUAUUUGUGGAUGGAGAGACAAAAGUCUGGUGGCAACUACAGUCGACACAGAGCCCAGACGGAAAAACAUGUUGUGCUGUGUGUCAGCUCUCUGAAGAUUGAUUUACUUAUGGAUUUCUUAAAUGAAUUCUAUGCUCACCCUAGGCUGCAGGACUAUUAUGUUGUUAUUUUGUGUCCUACUGAAAUGGAUGCUCAGGUCCGGAGAGUGUUACAAAUCCCGAUGUGGUCUCAAAGAGUUAUCUAUCUCCAAGGCUCAGCACUAAAAGAUCAAGACCUGUUGAGAGCAAAAAUGGAUGAUGCUGAAGCUUGUUUCAUUCUAAGUAGCCGCUGUGAGGUGGACAGAACAGCAGCUGAUCAUCAAACCAUUUUAAGAGCAUGGGCUGUUAAAGACUUUGCCCCAAAUUGUCCUUUGUAUGUCCAAAUACUGAAACCUGAGAAUAAAUUCCACAUCAAGUUUGCAGAUCAUGUUGUGUGUGAAGAAGAAUUCAAAUAUGCUAUGCUAGCUCUAAACUGCAUAUGUCCAGCUACCUCUACAUUAAUCACACUGCUGGUUCAUACCUCCAGGGGACAAACGGCACCAUGGGAAGCUUUUCGACAACUCACUGGAACCAAGCAGACUCUGAACAGAGAGAGUCAGCAAUCAUCAGAACAAUGGCAGAAAAUGUAUGGCAGAUGCUCUGGUAAUGAAGUGUUUCACAUUAACCUGGAAGAAAGUACUUUUUUUGCUGAAUAUGAAGGGAAAAGCUUCACAUAUGCUUCUUUCCAUGCACAUAAAAAGUUUGGAGUCUGUCUGAUUGGUGUUAGAAAGGAAGAUAACAAAAACAUUUUGCUGAAUCCAGGUCCUCGGUAUAUCAUGAGUUCUACAGAUAUAUGCUUUUAUAUAAAUAUCACCAAAGAAGAGAAUUCUGCUUUCAAGAAGCAAGAAAAACACAGAAAAAGACAUGAAUCAAAGUUGUCUUAUCAUGGAGCUUCUAGGUUGCCUGUACACAGUAUAAUAGCCAGCAUGGGAACUGUGGCUAUUGAUUUACAAGACACAGGAUGCCGAACGUCCAGCGGACCUACGCUAGCUCUUCCUUCUGAGGAAGGUAAAGAGGGCAGACGGCCCAGUAUAGCACCUGUUCUGGAGGUUGCAGACUCAUCCUCACUUCAGGCAUGUGACCUGCUAAGCGACCAGUCAGAAGAUGAAACCACUCCAUCUGAUGACGAAGUCUCUGCAGGCUUAGAGUAUGCCAAGGGCUAUCCUCCUUACUCUCCUUAUAUUGGAAGUUCUCCCACAUUUUGUCAUCUUCUGCAUGAAAAAGUACCCUUCUGUUGUCUAAGACUAGAUAAGGGGUGCCAGCAUAACUACUAUGAAGAUGCCAAAGCCUAUGGAUUCAAAAAUAAAUUGAUUAUUGUUGCAGCAGAAACUGCUGGAAAUGGCUUAUAUAAUUUUAUUGUUCCACUUAGAGCUUAUUACAGACCGAAGAAAGAACUCAAUCCCAUUGUAUUACUCCUGGAUAACCCGCCAGAUAUGCAUUUUCUGGAUGCAAUCUGUUGGUUUCCAAUGGUUUACUACAUGGUGGGCUCUAUCGACAACCUAGAUGACUUAUUAAGAUGUGGGGUCACCUUUGCAGCUAAUAUGGUGGUGGUGGACAAAGAAAGUACAAUGAGUGCUGAGGAAGACUACAUGGCAGAUGCUAAGACUAUUGUAAAUGUUCAAACACUCUUCAGGUUGUUCUCAAGCCUAAGCAUUAUCACAGAACUAACUCACCCUGCCAAUAUGAGAUUCAUGCAAUUCAGAGCCAAAGACUGCUAUUCUCUUGCUCUAUCCAAAUUGGAAAAGAAAGAACGGGAGAAGGGAUCUAAUUUAGCAUUUAUGUUUCGACUGCCCUUUGCUGCUGGCAGGGUUUUCAGCAUCAGUAUGUUGGACACACUGCUGUACCAGUCAUUUGUGAAAGAUUAUAUGAUCUCUAUCACAAGACUUCUUCUGGGACUUGAUACAACACCAGGAUCUGGGUUUCUUUGUUCAAUGAAAAUCACAGAAGAGGAUUUAUGGAUUAGAACAUAUGCCAGACUAUAUCAGAAACUUUGUUCUUCUACAGGAGACAUUCCAAUUGGAGUCUACAGGACAGAAUCCCAAAAGCUUACAACGUCCGAAUCUCAAAUCUCUAUCAGUGUAGAAGAAUGGGAAGACACUAAAGACACCAGAGAACAGGUUAAUUAUCGUAGUAAUCAUCGUAACUCAACAUCUAGCGAUCAGUCCGACCAUCCUUUGUUACGACGAAAAAGCAUGCAGUGGGCUCGACGGCUGAGCCGAAGAGUACCGAGACACUCUGGCAAAACAGCUGAAAGGAUAAGCCAGCAGCGAAUGAACCUUUACAGGAGGUCAGAAAGACAGGAACUUGCUGAACUUGUGAAAAACAGAAUGAAACAUCUCGGCCUUUCUCCAGCAGGAUAUGAUGAAAUGAAUGAUCACCAGAACAACCUUUCUUACAUCCUGAUCAAUCCUUCUCCAGAUACAAGAUUAGAGCUGAAUGAUAUAGUAUACUUAAUCCGACCUGAUCCAUUGGCUUAUGUUCCAAACACAGCAUCCAGCCGAAAAGACAGCUUCUGCAAUACAGUGGGACAAGAUACCAGAGAGGAAACACAACUUUGAUAUGUAAUUCAACAAAAUUAACAAUUUUAUACAUAUAGUUUCCACCAACCAUUUUGAAAACUAAGUGGUACAUUUUAUUCAGGUUUUGGAAACAAAGUGACAGUGGGUAAGUCACUAAUUUUAGAAACACGGUCUCUAGAAACUCUUAUGAGUUUCAUCAAGCUUGUUGCCUGUUCAACACUGUAGCUGAACUUCAGUUUAGCAGAAAACUUUUAUGAUUUAACCAAUACGAAGAAAUGAUCAAAGAAGUGACAGAUUCCAACAUGUUUAACUUAGAAGCUUCUAAGUAUAUCUAUCAAGGUGGCAACACGUCAGUGAAUAAGCUACUGACAUACAUCAUAAAAGAUUAUCUGUUGUCCAUCAAGGGAUCAUGUAUGUGUAGCGGAAAAUACGUUAAUAAUUAUAGUUGCCAAAGAGGCUGUUUGUGCCAAGAAUACAACCUCUGAAAUAAUUUUCAAGCUUAACUUGUCAUCCAUUUAUAUUUGAACAGCCUUGUUUCACUCCCAUUAUGGCCUCUAGGACUUGAAUGUUUGCUCUGUGAGUUUACAGAUGAUGCAGCUUAGUCACGCUGUAGAGGUUAAGACCUGAGGGACAUCUACUGAAAAAUUAGUUCAGAGAAGCCCAAUAUCUCACAGAGGCAUUUCAAAAAGGAACAUUUCAUAGAGCAACUGAAGCAGAACUUUUAAGGGGAUACAGGAAUUAUAUAAAAGCAGCCUCUCAAAUUUGCAAAAAUCUGGUAAGAGAAUACGUGAAGCUAAAAAGAGUGGUAGCUUAGAAGAAAAAUGAACCAUUUAACAUGAGUUGUUAGCUUCAGAAUGGCUUCAUUGAAAGGGAACUUAAUUAUCAUCAAGUUCCAACCUGGAUGGCAGGGUUGCCAUCCACUAGAUCAAGUGGGUCAGUGAGAAGACUCAGAGGAUGAUGCCAAAAGCAAGCAUCUCCCUAGGGAGCAACUAAUACCACAGAUCCUUCCCUCUCCCACAGUGAUGCCAGAACUUGUUCAUAUUACCCAAAUAUGAUACUUGCUCAUAGGAAAUUACAUAUCAUAAUGAAAAUGAGAGAAGCUUAUCAUCUAUUCCAUAAAAUGAAUUGAACACAACAUCACAUUAAAAGGAUUUGAAGGCUUGGUUUUGGCAUUAAGUACACAAGAAAGCAUCUACAGUGUAUGAAGCAACUGAAGCUGAUACAGAAUCUCCAGUCUAUGUACGCAAGAAUCCCAGAAGUUUUGGUCAAGACUUUUACAGAAUUAAACAUGGUUGUAUGUGACCUUCAAAAAGGAAAAAAAAAAAAAAUCUCAUUCUUGCUUUGCUGUCUGUCACAAAAGGGGAAGAAUGUCCUUAAGGUUCAAACCAUCCUGCUACAAGAAUCAAUACAGGACUGUUACACAAAAAAAAAAAUUGACAGGUGGACUGAAGUGGCAAAACUGAUAAUUGUUUGAAUUCCCUUUAUGUUCUCUGUGUACAAAGAAAUGCACUUGAAAAACAUUUAUAUUCUCUUUUUAUUAUUUGGAAAAAAGCAUAGGUGAUAUUGUUCUGAAAAAUAAAAUGCCAAGAUGCCUGAAGAACAUGCAAGUAUGCUUAGCAGUAUUGCAAGAACAUUAAAAAAAUCAAAUCACACUCCUAUUAGGAAUAACAUGAGGUGCGCUAUUUUUUCUUGUCUUCCUCUUAAUUCUUCUGAAACUAAACUGUAAGAAAUUAGAGGUCUUAGAGCAGACCACAGUCACCAGAAAAUCAGCACAGGAGCACAAGAACUCCUUUUUUUGUUUUUGUAUUUACAUAUUGAAGUAGCAACAGAGGGUCGGAAUAGUAUCAGUGACUAUGCACAGAGCCCAGUGUUUUUCCACACACACACACACACAAUUUAUCAAAUUAUUAAAUUCUGAAGUAUUCAAAGUAUUCUGUAUGUUUUCCCUGGGCGCUUUGGGGAAAAGGGAUGUUAUCAAUUGAAACAGUUGUUCAGACCAUCUCUUAGACAGAAUCUUGUCCAAGUCACAUCACAGAAACUAUCACAUAGAAACAAUUGGGUUCAUAAAAUGAAUAGCCUUCUAUUUUUAAUACCGUCAGUGAGAAGACUAUUCAAGUUGUAUACUUGCAAAAAAAGAGAAGUGUUUCAUAAAAUGUUCAGUCCAAAAUAUUAGAAGAAUUCUGUUUCAUACUGAAGACCUUUGUAACAGAGCCCCAAGCAAGAAAACAGGAUUUCAGAAACAUGCCUGGUACUCACAACUGGCAAGUUACUCUGCUCUCAGUGGGAUACACACAGUAUAUAUCCCUGAGUCAUCCAGUUCAGACAUUCUCUGUACAUUCCUGAAGUCACAGCAACAGAUUUAAAGACCCUCUGCCACAAGAAAAGUUAGGACUCCAUGCCUGGCAUAUACCAGCCUAUAAACAAGUAGAAAUAAGUAGUCAAGCAUAUCUAUUUUCUACCUAACUCUAUUGUCACUUGAUAUUUCCCAGACUCGAUGGAUUUUUAAUUUUUCAUUUAGCCCUAGAUUUGCUAAAUCAAACAAAAACAGGUGGAGAAAAAUCGCAGUCUGUCUGAAAUAAAACAGUCUUUCUGAACAAAAAUGCUUGGUUCUCUUCAAAUUCUACUGGAAGAUGAGCAAGGUAAUAAAAGCUAACAGCCUCUUCCGAGACAAUUCCAAUAACCCAUGGAUGAUACACUGCUCUAUUCUGUAAUUCAAGAUGUGCCACCUUUCAUGCUGGAAGCAGAACAGAUUUGUUUCCCCUGGCACACCUUCAGACCCCAUUCUAGUGGGAUUUAAACCUUUCAAGAACCAUACUGAGUACUCUACAUUAACACUGAAUGAGAUAGUACAUAUAUUCCUUGGUGGCCAAGCAGGCAGUUCUUUGAGGAUCACUUUACAGGCAAUCUUGCCUUCACAUGCUCCUUACUAAGAUUAUCAGCAAUAUAAAACAGCUGGACUGGAGAUCAGAUUGAGAAACAGUAAUAUCUAUGCUGAACGGUAGAGAAGGGAUGAUAAAGCUUUAGAGUCAUUGGGUCCAGAAGACUUGAACUUGUCAUCAGAGUUUUGUCUGAUGACAAUUCACUCAGUGACUACAGAGAUUAAACUUAUGAUCAUUUAGAAAAGAGAGUGAUUAAAUUCUAAACCAACUGUCAGAAGCCAGAUAGCCAAAUAACAUUUUUUCUCCUCAAUCAAGGAAAACGGCCGAUUUCAGUCAGUAUUUAACUGUCUGUACUUUUUUCUUCUCUUCGUAACUCAUACUUACCACUAAAUCAAGCACGAUCUCUUUAUCUAACACUUCCUGAACAACUAUCAGGAAAUUUGGAAGUCAAAAUCCUGGUAAAGGUGCUAGCACAUAACUACUACCUUAUCAGAAGUGUUUUCUCCAAAGGGAUUAAACAUGAUUUAUUCUACAAUAAAAAUGCACAAUAAGUAUUACAGUGGAAUACAUUGUGUUUCCUUUACUGUUUCACUCCAGUUCCAGAACACACAUAAACAUAUUUUGAGUUCUCAAAAUCUGCAGUAGUGCGAGUUAAUGAAGUUUUCAUUUUACUUUCCAAGUCAAAGUGUUAUAACAGUUCCUUCACACACCACCAGCUUCCUACCUCUUUAACAACUCAUAUACUUCAAAGUAUUUAAGUAACUGGAGACUUCUUAUGCAUCUGUUUACUACUGCAUCAAUAAAAUGCAAAAUAAAUAGUUUUUGGAUUUCUGCUGUGAAGGAAAAUUGAAGUGACAUCAAAUGCACCAAAAAUAACACAUAAUUCCAUAGUUUCUAGGCAGCUAGUGCUGACAACAAUCAUUUUGUAAAUUUGAAGCACUGAUGUAUGAGGUUUUGAUGCACUGAACUCUACUUGAAAUAUGAAGGAAAUCAGUAAUUACAAUCUGGAAAUGAAUUAAUAAAAACAAGCAGUACUAUAUAAUGACAUCAAAUACACGAGAUUAUUUAAAAAUAUAUUUUUUGAGCUAGUGGUAUAAAUGCAGAAAUCUGCUCCAAAAUAUUAUGCAUAUUCUUCAUAUUAUGCACUAGAAAACAGACAUACAUUAAAUGUCUAAAGGACUGCACUUGAACUUUUUGACUGCUAUUUCCUCUGCUUGAUGCAGAACAUAUAUUAAAGGGAGAGUGGAGAAGUAAUUAACAUGAAAGAUGACUAAGACCUUGCUGAUCACCAUCUUCUGAGGCUAUAAAAGAUAUUAAGGAACUAUACAAGAAAAUCAGUAUUAUUGUCAGUUAUACAAAAAAAAUCAUCAUUACUGUUCUACUGAUGCAAUAAUGCUGUCAAGUAACGGAAGUUGAACACAAAUAUGAACUUCCAAAGGCUUAAGAAGCUUAAAAAGGAAAAUAUUUCUGCUUCAUAAAGUUAAAAACAAGAAUUUGAAGUUUCUACAAACUAGUUUUCAACUUAUUAUGCAAAAUUUGGAUACAACCUAGCUAUCAGGGUAAGUUUCUCUAGACUUUUUCUCCUCAGAUAAAAAAAUAAAGAGCCAUGGGUAUUUAUUCUUGCUCCCUUCUUUCCCUUAAAAGCUGACUCAACAACUGUCAGAUUUUCACUGGAGAAACAUAAAGCAAUUGCCAUUCUCUUUGUCAAAAAGAAAAGCUGACUUUCUCCUAAGCUGCUCUUCCUUAUCUAACUACCUAAAAAUAAAGAAAAUAUGUUGAAAGGAAUAAGGAAGUAUCCUGAGAAGAAAAUUCUACCCGGAAUUUUUGUUACCACUUAGGUGAACUCCACACAGGGAAAGCAACAUAACCUCAGGCCUUCCAUGCCAUAAGAAUGCUAUCUUCUUUAAAAUACGACAUUGUUUAAUGCGUUUUUUCAACAAGAUAAUCUAGGAGGUGUAUAAUAUCUAUGUCAGCUCGUCCAAUUUUCAGAUUCUCGUUUGCUACAGUAUACCCAAGGACAUGAACUUCUGUAUUUUGUAUUUUGAAUAUCAGCUAUCUAGGAACAAAGAAUGGAAGUUACAGCAAAACUCUCAGCAAACAGGAUAAAAUAGAGGACAGAGGAGAAAUAUGCCAGUCCUCAGAAAGCCCCAACAGAACUUAAAUGAUCUAAGAAACCACCAUAAUCACAAACUAAGACAAUACAUACAAAGAGAUCUCUCAUUUUUAUAGGUACCUAUAUAAAUAUUAGAGAAAGUAGAAGUUAAUCCCAAAGCAAGAUACUUAGUAACAGAAACAUUGUAGAAUAUGGAAUUGAUUUUACCCAUGCCUGUUAUUUCACUACUUAAAGUACAGCUAUAGUUUCUCUACACAGCUAGUAUAAGAAUCAACAGUCAUAUUAUUGAUCCAAUGGGUUUGCAUAGAUGAAAGUAUUUAAGUUCAUUUAUAAUUUUAAUUAAGUUCAUUUUAUGGUUUUAAUAUACGUAGUUAUAAUCAAUCACAGCUGUGAUUCAAGCGAUCUAAUACAACUCUCAGUCCUGUAAUUGCUACCUCCUACAUCUGUAGGCACAUUUGCAAUUUCACUGUUCUGUUUUGGGACAGCAAGACAGGAAGGAUACCCUUAGCAUCUUUUUCAUACUUUUUUUUUUCCUAAUUAGAUGGGGAAAUCCACUGCCAAUGAAAAGACUUUUUCCUAGCAAACAAUUGAACCAUGAGAUGCUUUACUGCAACAGCUUUCCUCAGCACCAAUGUUAAUUACUCAGUUAUUGGACAGACUGCUGUUCACUAGAUAAAUGCUUUAAUCAAUGACACAUACUGCUUAUGCUUCAGCAUUUAUACUAGUCUGCCUUUGAACAAAUAAAUCAUUAUUAAACCUUCAUUUCAGCAAAACAAAAAUUAGUAAGAACAAUCUGGAGAUAGCCUCCUGAUUAAGUGGAGGCAAAAGUUAUGCAUUCCUGUUAGGUGCCCUAAGUCUUGGGAUGUAGCAGAGGCAGGAAAUGAACUCCACUCUGAGCCAGCCACUUUUACAAAAUCACAUGAGCCUGAAACAUCAACUACUAGGAAGUAGAAAUUCUCAUUGCCAAGAUAAAAAAAAAAAUAAAAUGUAAUUAAGUCCAGUCUUUAGCUUAGUAAGCACAGAGAUUCCUAAGUUUUUUCUACUUCUUACCUGACCCUUGAAGGGAAAGUAGAACAGAGCUAUGAUUAUCUCUCAAAUGUAUUUAGACUAUGAAAAAAAGCAACAGAUUCACAAGAGGAGCCAGUUGCAGAACAUUAGUCCUUCAGUAGAAAAUCUUACAGUAUACGCAUGAGCAAGACACCACUUUCUAACACAAAAGAGUUUUCACAGAUGCAUUUUGAACGCUCACAAAUGGCUUUGGCCGUGCCUCACUCACAAUGUACCCCUUCCGCCAAGGACAAGCUGUAGAAUUCUAAAGCAAAAGACAUAAAGACAUCCAGAAUCCAGAGCAUUUGCAAGUGGUUCCAAUCAAGCUAUGGAGUUAAAUUCUUACAUAGACCUCCAAUUCAUCUCAGGUGUUAAGUGUUCCCACUAAUAAGCUACAUGAAUUGCUCUCUGCAAAUUAUCUGGCUAACAUAGCUCAGCUGUAUCAUGUGCAGAGAAGCUUCACACCCCAGUAGACAAACACAAGAUAAAAAUAUGUGCAAUUUCCUCUGGCUUUUUUUUUUUUUUAAUUUAGGUGAGGCAAUAGGAAAGAAAGGGAGAUGUUGAUUACUUCUGCUGCAACAAGCCUGUUUCUUCAAGAAAAUUCUUUUAGUCACUCUAAGAUAUUUAUUACCAACUUCAGAAAGAACGAAAAAAUAUAUACAUGCAGGUACAAACGACAGAUAGAAACAUUCAUAGACACUUUGUUUACCAGCCCUCCCUUAUACACUUGGACUUUUUAAAUAUUUAUGAACAACGAUACUUAAUCUACAUUUGAGAAUUACAUAAUUCACCACAUCCCACCCUAGGAUCAUUUCAUUAUCGCCAUCCAAAGAGCUACUGUCAGCACUGCCUCCAUCACAUGGUAGGAGCAAUAAUAAACAAACAAAAAUAUUCCUUAAGUGCUUUCAGGAAAUGGUGCAUUUACAUAAAAUAAAGACUUCAAUACAGCUGAACACCACUCAGACAUGAUAAGCUAACUAUAAGCUUUUUACUUAAAAGAAUCUAAUGAACAAAGCUUUCAAAUAUUCCACAGUGCUUUGAGGUAUUCAGUAUUCUUGAUGCUUGCUACGCUUUUGCUAUGCUCUCACAGUGCUUAUGGCAUACGAAGUACUAUUCUGUAUCAAGCAACUUCAGUUUUCAGGCUAACCUCUUCAAAUAAUUUAUUAAUAUGCCUAGAAGGGAGAGGAAUACAUUUCAGCUUAAGAACAGCUAAAAUAAUGAGUUCUCUCUGGGCAUCUUAAAAAGCUAUGCAACUGUUUGGAAAACAAUCCUGAUUACAACUGCAAAUCAAUAUAAUAUCUGAGGCAACAAAUUACAUUUUAAAUUGGAUUGCACUGGUAAUUUUUCUUCUAGGUUACAUACAUCCAUUAUAAAAAACUGCACUGACUAGAAAAUGGUGGAAUGGAAUAUUUCUAUACAGGGCACUACACAAGCAAUUGCUCUGAAUCAGAAAAAACAUAGCCUAAAAUAUGAGAGUCUCCUCCAACACCUUCUGAAGGACAGAAGUCCUUCAGUUAAAGGUCAGGAGACCAAGCCAAAAUGAAAGUCCCAUUAUUCCAGUACUAAUGGUGCAGAAGUGUAAACAACAAGCCAGCAACUAUAAAGGCAAUUACAAAAUCUGGUUAUUGCUUAGCUUUUUCAGAGAUAGUUUGAAGUUAUUUAUGAAUGCAAAACUUAUUAUGUUUUUACCAGCCAAUAUCAGAAUUAGAAAAUAACUUUACCUUUGUAUUUCCUGAGAUUAGUCUUACCUGAGUGCAGGAGUCUGAUGCAGAAAAGUUACUUUGCCAAUAUCCUUGCAACAGCAACAGUGAGAACCUUUCUGAAAUAAUUAAGAAAUUUUUGUAAAAAGAUGGCUUCAAAAGAGAAAGAACGAUGUAGCUCAAACCUCCCCCACACCUGUGUCUCCCAGGCCAGCAACUCCAGUGCAGCCAGAGGCUAAAUAACACCCCCAGCCUCCAACAAGCUGACCUAAACCAGGCCUAGUUUGCACCACUCCAAAUCACUAAAGCCAUUUCUAUAGGCAAAAUUCUAGCACAUAAACUAAAAGAAGCAGGAGGCUUCAUCCCAUUUCCUAGCACCACGAUGCUCUCUCAGAAGGUUUCCUAAGCCUUUCCAAUAGCAUUUUGAAAGCGUUUCCCCUCAUUCCUAGAUACUUUCAUCACAUAAACUUUACCUUUUCAGAUUUCCUGCCAUAGAAGGUCAGAUUAUCAUUAUCUUCCUCCUAGUCCUGUAAAUUUGUUCACCUCUAACAAACUCCCAUUUACUUAAAACUUCUCCCCAACACUCCACCCCUACUCUUCUCCCUGCCUAUAGCAUAAAGCUUGCUUGUAACUCCCCAGUCACUAGAACCACCUGUGCCUGCAGCCAGCCUUAAGGAUCAGCAUUAUGUCUUAAAUCAGGGUGUGUUUAUUUGACUUACAGAUUAGAAUCUAAAGAUUUCUCACAACUCCAACGGUAAUAAUAUGAAUUUGAAGUGCUUUUGUACCAUGACAAUUGCAAAAUCAGAUCUCACUUUUUAAGGAAUCUGUUGUUUGUUCUGGGAACAGAUAAAGAAGUUUUGAUAUAGUUUAGGAAAAACAUGGUACAGAAAGAAAGCAAUAUUUAAUAGCAUGUUCUCUACAGAGGAAUGUGCCAGAUGCAUAUCUCUAUUUGUUAGUGCGUGCGUUAUUCUAAUUGUGCAGUCAUAACACACACAUCAAUUUGACACACUCAGUAAACUUUGCCAAAUAAACAUUCUUUUUCUGACUUGUUUGGAAAAUUUGCUUCAGCAAGUUUUUGGAGUUCUGGUACAGCAUCCUGAAUCAAGUCCCUUCUCACUAAGAAUUAUCAUUGCUCUUGGUUCUCAUCCAAUCUAUCAGAUUGCUACUGCAAUCAACCAGAACCUCGGCAGGCUUUAGGUAGGUUUCCAUAAUCAUAUAAAGUCAUACAGUCACAGAAUCACAGGAUCAUGCUGUUUGGACCAAGCUCAGAAAGUCUGCGUACACAUCACCUGCUCAAAGCAGGGCCAGCAAUGUUCCCAGACCAGGUUGCUCAGGGCUUUGUCCAGCCUGAUACUGAGGCUGGACACCUUCCACAGGCAACCAGCUCUACUGAACAACAGUAGACCUUUGUCCUCACAGGUCCUCACAGGGAAAAGGUUGCUCUAUACAUCACCUGAGCCUCUCUUAUUUUACUCUGUGCCCUUUCUGUCUCAUCCUCCCACCAGAAACCACUGUGCAGAGCCUGGCUUUACCAUCUUGAUCACCUUCUCGCAGUUGUUACCGGGGCUGUUGUUAGAUGUCCCCAAAGUUGCCUCUUCUUCUUUAGCUUGAAAAGCUCAGUUCUCUCAUCCUCUUCCCACAAGGCCUCAUGUUGUACAGAAAUUGUUUAUGGAUCAUAACUUCAAAUUUGUUUCGAAAGGGAUGAAGGUAACUGUCAGUUCCUCCAUUAUCACAAAACACAGAGAGUGGAAAAGACUCUUCCUCACGUAUGUGCUGAUGUGAAUAAAGUUGUACAAACAUUUAGCAUUUUGUAAAAGAGUUUGAAGAGUUUAUUAUUUUUUACUUUUCCUUAGGUCUGUAUGAUAUAUUUUGUUGGGCCUUAUAUUAUAGCAACAUACUUUUUGCCUUAUAUUAAAAAUCCAUCAAUAAAGAGAUUACUUCACUUAUUUCCUUGUCAUGAAACAA